Molecule: messenger RNA, 1994 nt
Organism: Rattus norvegicus (Norway rat)
Lineage: Eukaryota; Metazoa; Chordata; Mammalia; Rodentia; Muridae
Source: RefSeq, a predicted model, not a curated record
AAAAAAGAAAAAAUUAAACCAAAUGGAGAAAUGAUGUAUAAUGGGAAAGAGACUGAGGUUUCAAAUGGGGGUACACAGAGGGAAGGAGACUCUAUCAUGUUUCAGGGAUCUGUGAGGAGAAUGCAGCCCCUAGUAUAUACAUUGCAAAGAGGACAGACAAGGAGACUGGUCUUGGAGACGGAAUGGGUGUAGGAGACAGGCUGACCCCUAAUCCUCAGAACAAGCAGAAACAUCAAUCUGUCAGUUACACAUGUUUUAUUUCAAACUGGUUGCCAGAUUGGAAGGCUGAUGACAUCAUAGGCAUCCGCUCCUCCUGAUUGGAGGAGACACACUCCAUGGUGGCAGGCAGCUCGGUGGACAACAGCAUCUUCUUGGAGUUUUCCUCCACUCCUGACUUCUCCCUAGAUGGGGGAAGGGACGCCAGGCGUGGAUUCAGCCAGAGUCCAGGAGGAGGGCGGGAUAGAUCAGAGUCCGGGAUUUGUGGAAAGGGGAAUACAGAACCAAGGGUGGAAGCCAGGUCCCAGCCUCCAUCCAGCAGCCCAAAGCGGAAGAGGGACUUGUCAUCGGAUUCUGAGGAUGACCUGGCAGAGCUACUGGAACCGGAUCCCCAGCCGGUGUGGUCAGUGGAGACACUGUGCGGGCUCAGGAUGAGGCUGAAGAGGCGACGUGUGUCUACAGUGCGUCCUGAACACCACAAGGUCUUCACCAGGCUGCUCGAGGAUCCCGUGGUGAAAAAAUUCCUGAACUGGGACAAGAUGCUGAGGGUGUCAGACAAGUAUCUCCUGUCUAUGGUCAUAGCUUAUUUCAGCCGCGCUGGGCUUUUCUCCUGGCAGUAUAGGCCAAUCCACUUCUUCCUGGCUCUGUACCUGGCCAAUGACAUGGAGGAGGACAACCAGGCCCCUAAACAAGACAUCUUUUACUUCCUCUACGGGAAGAGCUACGCCCAGCGCCCGAUGUUCCACAAACUGCGCUUCCAGUUCAUUCGCUCCAUGGGCUGGAGGAUCUGGGUGUCCCGGGAGGAGUGUGAAGAGAUCCAGGCUUACAAUCCAGAUCUCUGGGUGUGGGCACGAGAUCGCACCAACCUGACCUAGAACCCUAAAACUGUGGAGGCCUGAGGUCAUCGGCCUGAGGAAGAUCCCUGUGCCUGAGCGAGACACUCUAUGUCAACAUUGAGGGCUGCUGGGGGAAAGGAAAGAGGACUGACUACAUUCUUCGAGAAACCUAGAAGAACCCAGACUCUUCUAAAAUGAGUGGGAUGGAGUCACCACAUUGUGCUGCUGGGAGCUGGGACACUUGUAGUGGGUUCUGGGAGGGACCAUAAGAAAUCAGGAUUCCUCCAGGCUCCAUUCUUUCCAGAGGCACCAUCUAAAUGUUAUCCCGAAUGUCCUCAGUCCCCACCUCCCCAACCGUAGCAGCAGAAGGCCUGUGGUUUCCUGUAAUUGGUCUCCACCGCUCCAGCCCUUUGAAGGAGGCCCCUCAGGGCUCAGAAGUGAAGGGAACUACCUUCAAGAUAUAGUAUUUGAUUUUAUGUAAUUGUAAUAACUUUAACACAUCACAAACUUUAUUGAAAUAUUAGUAUACAUAACAAGUUAUAUUAUUAAUAAACUUUAUUAUUAUAAGUUGACUACAGAAUAAUUAGCAUAUUCAAUAUUUUAUGAUAGUUACUGUUUUGAGAACAUGCUGUUCUCUUAUCUUAUAACGUCUUUAUACACAUUGUUAUUUCACUUACUAGAGAAUUUUUAUCUUUUUAUAUAUAUCUUUUUGUCUUAUAUCUAGGUGAUAUAACCCUAGAUCCUUAGGAGCAUGUUUUUAUCUAUUUGAUAUUUAAUCUCCAUUGUUGAAUAUGAAUAUUGAGCUGAGGUACUCUAAACCACUUGGUCAUGUCUGUGUAUUACUUUUAAGGGGGUUUGUGUUCGAAAGAGAAUCCAUGCUAUGAGGUCCUUCUCCUGGGGACAGACAAUAAAGAUGAAAUAUGUUUCAUGUUCUCUACAUAA